Molecule: messenger RNA, 5824 nt
Organism: Zonotrichia leucophrys gambelii
Lineage: Eukaryota; Metazoa; Chordata; Aves; Passeriformes; Passerellidae
Gene: NTN1
Product: netrin 1
Exons: 6
Coding region: 245-2065 (606 amino acids)
Biological process (GO): animal organ morphogenesis; tissue development
Molecular function (GO): protein binding
Source: RefSeq, a predicted model, not a curated record
GGGGCGGGAGGCAGGCGGGACCCAGCCCCGCCGCCAGCCCCACUUUUGUGGUGCCGCCGCCGUCGCGGUCUCCCCUUUCUCCGCGGGGCUGGCCGCGGGGCGGGCGAUGCUCCGGGCUCCCUGAGCCGCCGCACCGCGUCCCCGGCCGAGGUGCCCCGCGGAGCGGCGCGGUCAGGCGGCGGCUCCCGGCGAGCCCCGUGUCCCCCGGCCCCGCCGUCCCCGCGCCGCGCGGAGGUCGCGCAGGAUGCCGCGGAGGGGAGCGGAGGCGCCGCUGGCCCUGCUGCUGGCGGCGGCGUGGCUGGCGCAGCCCCUGCGCGGCGGCUACCACGGCGUGAGCAUGUUCGCCGUGCAGAGCGCCCAGCCCGACCCCUGCUACGACGAGCACGGGCUGCCCCGCCGCUGCAUCCCCGACUUCGUCAACUCGGCCUUCGGCAAGGAGGUGAAGGUGUCCAGCACCUGCGGGAAGCCGCCGUCGCGGUACUGCGUGGUGACGGAGAAGGGCGAGGAGCAGGUCCGCACCUGCCACCUCUGCAACGCCUCCGACCCCAAGCGCGCCCACCCGCCCUCCUUCCUCACCGACCUCAACAACCCGCACAACCUGACCUGCUGGCAGUCCGACAGCUACGUCCAGUAUCCCCACAACGUCACCCUCACCCUGUCCCUCGGCAAGAAAUUCGAGGUGACCUACGUCAGCCUGCAGUUCUGCUCGCCGCGCCCCGAGUCCAUGGCCAUCCACAAGUCCAUGGACUAUGGCAAGACCUGGGUGCCUUUCCAGUUCUACUCCACGCAGUGCCGCAAGAUGUACAACAAGCCGAGCCGCGCCGCCAUCACGAAGCAGAACGAGCAGGAGGCGGUGUGCACCGACUCGCACACCGACGUGCGGCCCCUCUCCGGCGGCCUCAUCGCCUUCAGCACCCUGGACGGCCGCCCCACCGCCCACGACUUCGACAACUCGCCCGUGCUGCAGGACUGGGUGACGGCCACCGACAUCAGGGUGACCUUCAGCCGCCUGCACACCUUCGGCGACGAGAGCGAGGACGACUCCGAGCUGGCCCGCGACUCCUACUUCUACGCCGUGUCCGACCUGCAGGUCGGCGGGCGCUGCAAGUGCAACGGGCACGCGUCGCGCUGCGUCCGGGACCGCGACGACAGCUUGGUGUGCGACUGCAAGCACAACACGGCCGGCCCCGAGUGCGACCGCUGCAAGCCCUUCCACUACGAUCGGCCCUGGCAGCGAGCGACGGCCCGGGAGGCCAACGAGUGCGUGGCCUGCAACUGCAACCUGCACGCGCGGCGCUGCCGCUUCAACAUGGAGCUGUUCAAGCUGUCGGGGCGCAAGAGCGGCGGCGUGUGCCUCAACUGCCGGCACAACACGGCAGGCAGGCACUGCCACUACUGCAAGGAGGGCUUCUACCGCGACCUCAGCAAGCCCAUCUCCCACCGCAAGGCCUGCAAAGAGUGCGACUGUCACCCCGUGGGUGCGGCCGGCCAGACCUGCAACCAGACCACGGGCCAGUGUCCCUGCAAGGACGGCGUCACCGGCAUCACCUGCAACCGCUGCGCCAAGGGCUACCAGCAGAGCCGCUCCCCCAUCGCCCCCUGCAUAAAGAUCCCGGCUGCUCCGCCCACCACGGCCGCCAGCAGCGCCGAGGAGCCCGCAGAUUGUGACUCGUACUGCAAAGCCUCCAAGGGGAAGCUGAAGAUCAACAUGAAGAAGUACUGUAAGAAGGACUAUGCUGUCCAGAUCCACGUGCUGAAGGCAGAGAAGAAUGCGGACUGGUGGAAGUUCACGGUGAACAUCAUCUCCGUCUACAAGCAGGGCAGCAACCGCAUCCGGCGUGGCGACCAGAUCCUGUGGAUCCACUCCAAGGACAUCGCCUGCAAGUGCCCCAAAAUCAAGCCCAUGAAGAAGUAUUUGCUGCUGGGCAACAACGAGGACUCUCCCGACCAGAGCGGCAUCAUUGCGGACAAAACCAGCCUGGUGAUCCAGUGGCGGGACACAUGGGCCCGGCGGCUCCGGAAGUUCCAGCAGCGGGAGAAGAAGGGGAAGUGUAAGAAAGCCUAAAGGAGGAGGAGGAGAGGGAGAGACUGACUGUGCAUGCUGCUUUGUGUAGAGCUGGGGCGGGCAGGGACCGGCUGCCAGGGCGGGCUGGGGGGACGGGGGACAGCGACCACGGCUGGGGGUGCUGGGCUUGCACCUCAUAUUCCAGGGGGGACAGAACCCAACAGGACCAAACAGAAUCCAACAGGAGUCAACAGAACCCAACAGGACCAAGCAGAAUCCAACAGGACUCAACAGAACCCAACAGGACCCAACAGGACCCAACAAGACCCAACAGGACCCAACAAAACCCAACAGAACCCCAAAGGACCCAACAGGACUCAACAGGACCCAACAGGGCCCAACAGGACCCAACAGAACUCAACAGAGCUCAACAAAACCCAUCAACACCCAACAGAACCCAACAGGGUCCAACAGAACCCAAGAAAACUCGACUGCACACACAGACAGAGCCCACAACUGGGGUGCAGGCAUGCAGCACCUGGGGCCCCCCAGCUCCCUCCUGCCCCAUUGCUGAAGAACUCAGAGACACCAAACUGCCUUCCAGCUGCCAACAUCUGCUGCCUCCAAAGCACGGCAUGGGCACAUCCACCCCGUAAGAAACUAAUCAACAGCACCGCUGGAAAUUAACUCCCCAUCCCCAAAACACGUACUUGCAACUUAGGCUGACUGAGAGAGCUAUUGUAGAGGAAACUAAACCGAGACUUUUGCUGAGGACAGACCCCAGGAUCAGCCCACGGGGUCCUGGGGGGCUGUGGAAUCCCACAGCCAUGGCCACCACCUGGGGUGCCUGGGGCUGUGAUGGUGCUCUGGGUCCACUGUAGGCACAGCCAAGAGGGGACACUGCUGGUGGGUGAGUUCCUGCUGUGCAUAACUCUGGGAAUGGCUCCGUGCUCAGCCCCCCACCCUGAGGAUGCUGCCCCAACACACUGAAGGAGUGAGAGCCCACAGGGUGCCCUGUCCUUCUCUAGCCACCCACUUACAAGGAGUCAAUAACCAGGAUCCCCAAGGAAACACCCAGACUUGACAAAAAAUGAGUUGGCAUCCAGUUCCCACAAAGUGCCCUGAAGAUCCUGCCAGUCUCAGUCCCUGAAUCUCCACUGUGGCCACCCCUGAACCUCCUCCAUGGGCUCAGUCCCCUCUGCUGCUGUCAGCACACCAGGAACCCUCAGCUGGCAGCAAAUCCCUGCAGGGGACACCAGGGUCCUGGAUGGUCACUGGUUUCACUCCCAAACCCAGAGCAGCUCUGCCCUCGCUCCCUCUGGAGCUGCAGCCCCUGACAUCCCUGUGAAGGUCUUGGAGACAAAGAGGGGAGCAGAGAGUGCCAGGGACUGUCCCCAUGGGCAUGGGGCCAGUGCAGAGCCCACCCAGGGAAGGGGUCUCAGCCAGGAGCCAGGUGUGACCCACCUGGAGCUCUCCUCCCUCUGCUGGGGGGACAACCAGCCAAUUUAAAAUUCCCAAUUUCCAGUCAUUAAUGCACUGAGCCCAGUGGAGACUGCCUCAUCUCAGACUGGAGCAUCCUCCCCUGGGGCACCCUGUGGGCAGGACUGGAUUGGGAGCUGUGAGCCCCAUGUGAGGCUGCUAUCCCCAUGCCAGGCUGCUGCCCCAUGCCAGGCUGCUCCCCUGGCACAGCAGCCCCUGGGCAAUGGGGAUUUUCAAUUCCACCUCCUCCAGGCAGAGCGGGAAUGGAUGGGCAGGAAGGCAGGGAGGGCAGGACCGUACCUGGAGGAGAGGCAAACAUUAGUCGCUAUGAAAAGCAAAACCUCCCUGCUAUUUUUCCUUUUAGGAAACUUGGAAACAUCUCUUUUAUGACAUUUUCCAGUGGUUUUGCCUUGUUUUAUAGCAAUUGACAAUAUUUAUAUAAUGACAUAAACCACCAUAAAGCAGGGCAGCCAUGUAAAUAGGUGCAAAGAGGAGGCUCCUGGGGCUGCUGGAAACACCACCCAGAGGGACCCAGCUCUGCUGAGCCUCCCCUGACACCACAAGGCCCCAAAAUUAAUCUGGGUAUUGGGAGAAAAAUCCCACCCUGGACAUCAAGCAGCUCCCCCCACCAAGUGUGUGUUUUCUCCCCUUUCCCACACUGGACCUGGUUUUCCUUAUCUCAGACCUCAAGGAGAGCUGAGGGUUUUGCAGCCAAGGGAAGUGAAGCCACCAGGUUCUGAGGGAUAAAAUCUGACCUCAAGUGUCCAAAUGGAGGCUUAAAGCCCCAAAACAGGGCUUGGAUGCUCUCCUGCAGUCACCAUCAGCUGCUGCCAGGGUGGGACAGCACAUCCUCAGGCAGCCAGGAUGUCCCCAAACCUCAAACGGUGCCUAAAGGUAACAGAAUCCAACCCAAAGCCAGUUCUCCAUGUGGAGAGCAGGAAGGAAAGGCCAGGGGACCUGGGGACUCAGGAACUGACCAUAGCACACCUGGACACCCAGGGCUCACUCCCAGUUUCCACCCUUGUCAAGCACAGCACCCUCCCAGCACAGCCUGGACACCCCAAACCCCAGGGACACCCUCCAGCCCCUUCCCUGCUCCCACUGCUCCUGGAAGGCCCCCAGCGCCUGACCCCACAGCCCUGUCACAGCCUGGGGGCUCAGAGGGAAAUGAGCUGGCACAGCAGCCUGGAGGCUGGCACAGGAGGGAAGCCCCCAGGCUUGUCCUCCAGGCCUGUCUCUCCAUCCCUGCUGGAGUUUUGUGCUUUCCAUCAGCCCAGGCAAACCAACACCUCACUCCAUCCACAGUCCCAGUGCCCUUCAUGUGCUUCCAGUAAUCCUGACCUGCUGGAACUGGUGCAGCUGGAGAAGCCUCAGCUGGGAGGGCACAGCAGCCCCAUUUUGGGGUCCAGAGGAGCAGCUCCUCCUGCAGCACCCCUGCUUCAGGACAUCUCCAUGAGGACAUCUCCAGGAGGACACCUCCAUGAGGACACCCCCAGGAGGAUACCCCCAGGAUGACACUCCCAGGAGGAUACCCCCAGGAUGACACCCCCAGGAGGACAUCUCCAUGAGGAUACCCUCAGUGGGACAUCUCCAUGAGGACAUCUCCAUGAGGAUACCCUCAGUAGGACAUCUCCAUGGAGGACACCCCCAUGAGGACACCUCCAGGGGGACCCCUCUGCUGCUCCCCCAGAGGGACAGGAUGCCCCCUCAGCACCUGCCUGGCCAGGGGCAGCUCUGGGGCACCAAUCCCCUUCUGACCAGCCCGGACCCAGCCAGGGCCACCCAGCGCCCUGGGGACAGGAGUGGCACCCCCGGGGCAGUGGGGAAGGGGCUGUGGUGCCUUCAGGGAGGCUUUGGAGAGCAGCUGAAAUGCCAAAACAAUCAUCACCGACCGUAGCACCCCACAGAUGUGGCUUGGUCUCGUUUCUGUUUGUCUGUGUGUCCGUGCCCCUCCCGCCCCGCCUCACCCCCUCACAAACCUGUGUUCCUUUUGGGGUUGUUUUAUUUUGGUUUUGUUUUUGUUUGUGGUUUUUUUUUUAUUAUUUCUGUUAAUAUCUUGAACUGUAAAUGUUGUUUAGUUAUGACCAUGGCAGACUGCUUUGGGCAAUGUUUCUUUACAAUGCAUACUAAUAUAUUAUGGUUAUUAUAUAUGAAUAUAUUUAAUGACACGUGAAGAAGUUGUGGAUUUUCUUAUUGUUUUCCAAGUUGUUUCUUUUUUUUCCUUUUUUUUUCCCUUUUGUUUGUUCGUUCGUUAGAUUGGCUGUAAUUGACCUGAAGGAGCUUGUAACUGUUCAGCACCCCCUCCGUAGAACUAAAGUCAGAAACCAGUUGAAUAAACUC